This is a messenger RNA of Portunus trituberculatus (swimming crab), 708 nucleotides long. RefSeq lists its product as uncharacterized. NCBI's taxonomy places the organism in Eukaryota, Metazoa, Arthropoda, Malacostraca, Decapoda, Portunidae. Bases 1 to 708 code for a protein of 235 amino acids. The transcript has a single exon. The record is from RefSeq and is a predicted model, not a curated record.
AUGGACGAAAACAGGGGCCACCAAGGCGCUUCCACCACUCCGCCACCCAGCGCCCCAGACCUUCCCUCCCUGCACGCCAGACCAAGUGUCCCGUGUGCUACCUUCAGGAUCCAAACACCAGAAGAACUUACUGAACAGCUGAACUCCUCUCCAAGCGGUGUUCUACCCGCAUCACCGAAGCUCACUGCGUUAAGUCCUCCACCAGGGUCCUACAGGUUCUCUACGGCAAGACCACCGCAAGGACAUUCUGAUCCCAACACAGCCAGAACACCGCCUGGCUUCUCAGAGGUCUCGCCGCCUGUGACCUCUUAUGCUCGUCACCAGACACCACAGAGGAAAGGUGUCCCUCGCCAGUGUACUGAAGGUGAAGGCAAAAUUGAGGAAAAUGAGCCAGUCAUUAGCCAGAAGCGUCACGCUGGAGAAAACCCUCACGCUUCUCGCCGCUACACUCUGCCCACCGUUCGCAGUAGGAAGGUGACCCCCUGCAGUGGCAAGGAACUUAAAGGCGAACACCGCAGGACUCAGCCACUCAUGACUAAAUUCGAUAUAUGGAUGACCCUCCAAGCUCGCCUGAAGCAGCUCUGGCAAGGUCAUCCGCAUCACCCGGACUGCCCGCCCCGCAUCACCAGACUCACCAAGGUCUCAGAGUGGGAACUGUUCACCGGCAAACUUGAGGGAGAGAUUCUUCGCAAACAUCCCAACGAGUAG